This is a messenger RNA of Cherax quadricarinatus, 789 nucleotides long. RefSeq names its product cuticle protein AM1199-like. Gene Ontology annotation, molecular function: structural constituent of chitin-based larval cuticle. NCBI's taxonomy places the organism in Eukaryota, Metazoa, Arthropoda, Malacostraca, Decapoda, Parastacidae. The record is from RefSeq and is a predicted model, not a curated record. Gene Ontology annotation, cellular component: chitin-based extracellular matrix.
CUAGCAGAGCAUCUUCCUCGAAGCCUCCUGCAACACUUACACACAAACAACACACGUGUGCAACAAACAUGAAGCUCGUGGUUCUUGCCUGCCUGGCGGCCGUGGCCGUCGCUGCUCCUCAGCUUCAAGACAACCAGCCAGUGGUGGCGAUCCUCAGAGAUGACCGUCAAGACAACGGUGACGGUACCUUCAACUACGCCUUCGAGGCCGAUAACGGCAUCGCUGUGGAAGCCUCCGGCAGCCCUGGCUCCCAGGGCCAGAGCAACAUCCAGGGCGUCUACAGGUUCCCUCUUGACGACGGCACCAUCGCUGAGGUCCGCUACGUCGCUGAUGAGAACGGCUACAGACCAGAGUCCCUGCUGCUGCCCACGCCUCACUCUCUCCCUGACCACGCACUCGCGCAGAUCCGCUUCGCCGAGGAACAGCGAGCUCUCGGUGUUGUGUUUGAAUAAACAUGGUAUUUCCUGAAGAGUUUUUGGCCCGUGAGUGUUGUUGAGCACAAGAAGAGAUGGAAGUGCCAUCGUUCACCCGCUUCUAAAUAAGAAGCUUCCUGUAUCCACCUUUAAGUACUGAUGUUUCUUAAUAUUUUAGAUCAUAAUUGCUCAAAGUGUGUGUGUGUGUGUGUGUGUGCGUGCGUGCGUGUGUGUGUGUGUGUGUGUGUGUGUGUGUGUGUGUGUGUGUGUGUGUGUGUGUGUGUGUGUGUGUGUGUGUGUGUGUGUGUGUGUGAAUGUUCUUAAAAAUUAAAGUUUUAGAGGGAAUUUUGUUUUUUAAUAAAUUUAAUUUGAAGAA